Molecule: messenger RNA, 3701 nt
Organism: Paramisgurnus dabryanus
Lineage: Eukaryota; Metazoa; Chordata; Actinopteri; Cypriniformes; Cobitidae
Source: RefSeq, a predicted model, not a curated record
AGUAGAUGGCAGUGACGCUCUACCUAACAUUGCGCCCCGCCAAUAAUGUUGAUGAUGAGAGAUGAGAUGUGCUGUAAAUCAGUAGGAACUGAUCUGUCCAUGCUGGAUAUUGAUGAUUUCAUCACAGAAAUCUCUCAGCUGAAGAAAGAGGUGGCGUUACUGGAGACAAAGCUGAGGUUAAGAGGAGAUGAAGGACUGAAGAGAGAGGACUCCGAGCUCAGUCUGACUUUACUCUGUUAUACUGAGUCAAAGCCCACAGACGCUCAGGACACUACAGUGUGUGACAGUAAUCAGGGCUUACAGGAUGAGGAAUCUACUGAUCAAACCUCCACAGAGUCUCUGGAUUCUGUCUGGAACGCUGGAGAACAGCAGCAGAUCCUACAGACCAAACUCAAGAUGUGUUCAGUCAAACUCAUCGACUGCAGGAACCUCAUGAUGAAGAUCAAAACUGAACCCACAGCAGAUAAAGAUCACACUCAGGAAGAUGACAGUCAUGAUGAUGCUUUUAUUUCUUCAGAUGUGAAGAGUGAAUCAUUUUUGGAUGGAGAAAUAACGUCCUCAACAUCAGAAGAGAGACUGACAGCACAAACUCAAGAGAAAAAACAUCAUUCAGAAGAGCACAGAGAGAAGAAGAAGAAGUUUCACUGUAAACAGUGUGGGAAGGGGGGUUUUGUCUUCUUGUCUCGGCUAAAAGUUCACAUGAGGACACACAGUGAUGAAAAGCCUUUAUACUGCACUGAAUGUGGCAAAUAUUUUUGCAGAAAACAAACUCUUCGUGUUCAUCAGAAAAUUCACACAGGAGAAAAACCAUACGAGUGUCCUCACUGUGAGAAGAGAUUCAGCCACAAACCUUAUCUGAAGGCACAUGUGCCUAUACACACCAAUGAGAGACUGUAUCAGUGCAGUAAAUGUGAAAAAACCUUUAAGGAUUUAGGUUCAUUAAAAUUACACCAGAAAAUUCACUCGGAGGAGAAACUCCAUCAAUGUUCACACUGUGAUAAACGUUUCAGUAGGAAAUCUCAUUUGAUAGUCCAUGAGAGAGUUCACACUGGAGAGAAACCUCAUCACUGUGAUGUCUGUGGGAAGAGUUUUAGACAACGUAACAAUUUAGUGAAACAUCAGAGAACUCAUACAGGUGAAAAACCUUACAAAUGCUCUCAGUGUGAGAAGACCUUUACUCAGUCAGGUAACUUAAAAGUCCAUCAGAGAGUUCACACUGGAAAGAAACCUUACCACUGUAGUGCUUGUGGGAAGAGUUUCAGAGGACAUAUCACUUUGUUCAAUCACCAGAGAACUCAUACAGGAGAAAAACCUUACAAAUGCUCUCAGUGUGAGAAGACGUUUGCUCAGUUAAAUACCUUAAAAGUCCAUGAGAGACUUCACACUGGAGAGAAACCUUACCACUGUAAUGUUUGUGGGAAGAGUUUCAGACAACAUAGCAAUUUAGUGAUACACCAGAGAACUCAUACAGGUGAAAAACCUUACAAAUGCUCUCAUUGUGAGAAGACGUUUGCUUAUUCAAGUGUGUUAAAAGUCCAUAAGAGACUUCAUACUGGAGAGAAACCUUACGUCUGCUCGAUCUGUGAAGAGAGAUUUGCUUCUUCUAGAAGUCUUCAGCGUCAUCAGAAGAAGAAACAUACUUGUCGACCAAUGAGAUCUGAUAAUAACGCCACAUUCCCAGAGCCGCUGGUGUAUCUCGAAAGACGUGGCGUCAAAAGCAAAAUCAGCUCAUCCUCGCUUCUACUGCUAGAAAACUCCAUUCUCCUUCUAUCUCUACUCACCAAGUGUAGAACUGAUCAGGGCUUACAGGAUGAGGAAUCUACUGAUCAAACCUCCACAGAGUCUCUGGAUUCUGUCUGGAACGCUGGAGAACAGCAGCAGAUCCUGCAGACCAAACUCAAGAUGUGUUCAGUCAAACUCAUCGACUGCAAGAACCUCAUGAUGGAGAUGAGAAGAGAAACCACAGCAGAGGAAAAUCACACUGAGGGAGAUGACAGUCAUGAUGAUGACGAUGAUGAUGAUUUUAUUCCUUCAGAUGAGAGGAGCGAUUCAUGUUCAGAUGGAGAAAUAACUUCAUCAACAUCAAAAGAGAGAUGGACAGCACAAACUCAAGAGAAGAAACUUCAUUCAGAAGAUCACCGAGAGAAGAAGAAGAAGAAGCAGUUUCACUGUAAACAGUGUGGGAAGGGUUUUGUCUUCUUAUCUCAGCUGAAAAGCCACAUGAGGACACACAGUGGUGAAAAGCCUUUCUACUGCACUGAAUGUGGAAAUUGCUUCAGCAGCAAACAAAGUCUUCAGCUUCAUCAGAGAAUUCACACAGGAGAAAAACCAUACGAGUGUCCUCACUGUGAAAAGAGAUUCAACCACAAACCUUAUCUGAAGGCACAUAUGCUUUUACACACCAAUGAGAGACCGUAUCAGUGCAGUGAAUGUGACAAAGCCUUUAAGGAUUUAAGUUCAUUAAAAUCACACAAGAAUAUUCACUCUGAACUCUAUCAAUGUUCACACUGUGAUAAAUGUUUCAGUUGGAAAUCUAGUCUUAAAGUCCAUGAGAGAAUUCACACUGGAGAGAAACCUUAUCACUGUAAUGUUUGUGGAAAAUGUUUCAGUCACUAUAACCUUUUAGUGUCACACCACAAAACUCAUAUCGGUGAAAAACCUUACAAAUGCUCCCAGUGUGAGAAGAGGUUUACUCACUCAAGUAACUUAAAAGUCCAUGAGAGAGUUCAUACUGGAGAGAAACCUCAUCACUGUAGUGUUUGUGGGAAGAGUUUUAAUCAACGUCACCAUUUAGUGACACACCAGAGAAUUCAUACAGGUGAAAAACCUUACAAAUGCUCUCAGUGUGAGAAAACGUUUGCUCAUUUAGGUUCCUUAAAAGACCAUCAGAGAGUUCACACUGGAGAGAAACCUCAUCACUGUAAUGUUUGUGGGAAGUGUUUCAGUCGACAUGAACAUUUAGUGUCACACCAGAGAACUCAUACAGGUGAAAAACCUUACAAAUGCUCUCAGUGUGAAAAGACGUUUGCUCGAUCAGAACACUUAAAAGCCCAUGAGACACUUCAUACAGGAGUGAAACCUUAUGUCUGCUCUCACUGUGAUAAGAGCUUCACUGCUCUAAGUUCUGUCAGUCUUCAUGAAAGACUUCACACUGGAGAGAAACCUUAUCGCUGUAGUGUCUGUGAGAAGAGUUUCAGUCGACGUGAACAUUUAAUAAAACACCAGAGAACUCAUACAGGUGAAAAACCUUACAAAUGCUCUUAUUGUGAGAAGAUGUUUGCGGAGUCAAGUAACUUAAAAGUUCAUAAGCGAAUUCAUACUGGAGAGAAACCUUACGUCUGUUCGAUCUGUGGAGAGAGAUUUGCUCAUUUAGGAAGUCUUCAGCAUCAUCAGAAGAAACAUACUGAAGAACAAACUACACUAAAAUCAUCAUAGUGCCUUAAAGUCUUUACACGCUGAUAUUCGACAUGAAUGUUCAUCACAAGACACUAGAACAAAAACACUUGAUUUCACAUCUGGCAGAUUCAUGUCUCUCUAUCCCACUAUUCAGAGUUUUUUUUUACAUUUAUUACACUAUUUCAUGAAUUAUAUCAUUCAUUUAUUUUAUCAUUCACUUUUAUCCUUAUUUUUAUAUACAUUUAUUUUAUAUUACAUUCAUUUUAUUCUGUCUAGUUAUUCUAUUUUGUUGUUUCAAUUUUAUG